Centrocercus urophasianus (Greater sage-grouse) is the source of this 798-nucleotide messenger RNA. RefSeq names its product cilia and flagella associated protein 300 (gene CFAP300). Lineage: Eukaryota; Metazoa; Chordata; Aves; Galliformes; Phasianidae. The record is from RefSeq and is a predicted model, not a curated record. The coding region runs from base 1 to 798 and encodes 265 amino acids. The transcript has 7 exons.
AUGGCGGCCGGGGAGCGGCGGGGUGCGGCGGGCUUCGCGUUCCGCCCCCUGCCCCAGAAAGCCUUUCCCUGCCUGCAGGAUAGGGACGUCCGGGAGCGGCUGCUCAAAUGGUCAAUGCAAGGCAGUAUCGCAGCACAAGCGUUCAGCUUCGACCAGCAGUUUAAGCCCUAUCAAAAGGAUGAGUUCGUUAUGGCGUUUUUUAAUGAUCAGAAUGUGAUCUCCAAUUUAAAGUUGCUCUCAGCUUCAGGACAUUGGACUACAUUGGAUUCCAAAGUGACGAAAAUUGAAGCUACAUUAGUGCCCUGUACACAGACUUCCAUGUCAUUUUUUGAUCGGCUCUACACUGAAGGAAUUGUUAGAGAAAAUGGAGUCAUUGUAAAAUGUUACGAUGAAUAUUACGAUGAUAUCCUUAUCUCUGAUGAAUUAAGGAAGGUUUUGCUUCUGGAAGAUUCAGAUCAUUAUGACAUAUUUAGUGAAUCAGACCGCAAGGAAUUUCUGUUCUGUCUUUUUAAACAUCUUUGUAUUGGAGGAACUCUGUGCCAGUUUGAAGAUGUACUUGGCCCAUACUUAGAAACUACAAAGGCUUUAUAUAAAGACUUGGUGAGUGUUCAAAAGAAUCCUGAAACAAAAGAAAUAAGCAUUACUUCUACUGUCUUCAGAGUGUCUGCAUAUGACAGCAGCGGCCUGUGCUACCCGUCGCGCACAGCCCACGCCCAGACCUUCUGCUAUCUGCUGCUGGACCCGGCCCGGCGCCACGUGCACGCGCUGUACCACCGCUUCGGGGGCGGCGCGCCCUGA